Neolamprologus brichardi is the source of this 3306-nucleotide messenger RNA. RefSeq names its product solute carrier family 35 member E1 (gene slc35e1). The record is from RefSeq and is a predicted model, not a curated record. NCBI's taxonomy places the organism in Eukaryota, Metazoa, Chordata, Actinopteri, Cichliformes, Cichlidae.
CUUCUCCGGUGCAUCCACACCACCGGUGACUCGUCACUCCGCGCUGGAAGAUGGCUGCGGUGCAGCGGACCCCGGUCAGGGAAGGGAUCCGGAUAGUUUCGCUGUGUGUGUGCUGGUACACGGUCAGCUCGGGGGGAAAUAUUGUCAACAAAAUCAUCCUCAAUGGAUUCCCGUACCCGGUCACGGUCUCUCUCUUUCAUAUCAUCUCUAUCGUCGUCUUCCUCCCCCCGCUGUUGCGGGCUUGGGGAGUCCCCAAAACAGAACUGCCGAGCAGGUACUACUGGUGGUACAUCCUGCCUUUAGCUUUCGGAAAAUACUUUGCCUCCGUGUCGGCUCACUUCAGCAUAUGGAAAGUGCCCGUGUCGUACGCGCAUACCGUCAAAGCUACAAUGCCGAUAUGGGUUGUGCUGCUGUCGAGAAUUAUCAUGAGAGAGAAGCAGACCACAAAGGUAUACGUAUCGCUCAUUCCCAUCAUUGGUGGGGUGCUGCUGGCCACAGUGACCGAGCUGUCCUUUAAUAUGACGGGACUAAUCAGCGCUCUGGCUGCCACGCUCUGCUUCUCACUGCAGAACAUCUUCUCCAAAAAGGUGUUGCGUGACACGCGGGUCCACCACCUGAGGCUGCUGAACAUUUUGGGCUUUAACGCUGUGAUCUUCAUGCUGCCCACCUGGGUUCUGGUGGACCUCUCUGUGUUUCUGGUGAAUGGAGACUUGACGGAUGUUUCGGGGUCCAUGAGUACCAUUAUCCUGCUGCUCAUCAGCGGGUUCUGCAAUUUCGCUCAGAACGUCAUCGCCUUCAGUAUACUCAACAUCGUCAGCCCGCUCAGCUACGCCGUCGCCAACGCCACCAAGAGGAUCAUGGUCAUCAGCAUCUCGCUGCUAAUGCUGCGAAAUCCCGUCAGUUUGACAAACGUCCUGGGAAUGAUGACGGCUAUCGUCGGAGUCUUCCUUUACAACAAGGCCAAGUAUGACGCUAACAAGGAGAAGAAGCUGCUGCCGGACUCCAAACAGGACCUGAUGUCCUUUGACAACCCGGCGCUGGAGAAGAUCCAGGCCAACGGGUCAGUGCCUUUCCCCCACAGCCCGGAGCAGCAGCAGCAGCAGCACAGCUGGAACCACGUCCUGACUGACCACUUCCAGUACAGCCAGCAGACCUACACGACAAACUACAGCAGCAACCACCAAUAUGUGGUGUAAAGGAGGACUCGUCCUCACUCUGGUAGCUGUCAUAGACAUUACUGCGUGUAGCCCGGCGGCUCAAAGACAGGUCUCAAUCACCUGGAGACUGAGGGCUGUUUGUGUUGAAGAAUGAGGUGUCUGACAUCACAGGCCAGUCAUGUGACCUCUCCCACCCCUUCUCUCUCCCUGUCUAAACUUCAUUUUGAGUCAGCUUUGGUGUAGGUCUUUUUUUAUUUCUUUGGUACUGACUGAACGCGACGGUUAGAAUCUGUUUGUAUCGGCCUGGAAGGUAGCUGGAAAAGGAUCUCCACACGACUGUUUGCAGCCAUAACAUUCUAGUUUGUUUACUUUGAGAGGAAAGGACGUCAUCUGUAACCAUCACUGUGAAUGUUGACGUGCACCGAAUUACGAGUCUGUCGUGUCUUUCAGUUCAGUCAAGAUCCUUAAAAUUUUUAGGUUUUGGCAUUUCAUGUCUUUUUUUUCUCUCUCUUUAAAAUUUACUUGAGACAAUGUGGGGAGAUACAAACUGUUGAGUUAGUCAUCAGUGAAUAAAUUUUAGCCUUAACGCUGAUGGGAGUUCUUGGGAAUAUAGUGGGUUUUGUAGGUUUGAUCUGAUAUUGCGAUUGGCAAUGUUUUCAACACCAAGUGUUAGUCGUUCAUUCUUUCUGUCCAGAUUGAAACAUAUCAACAAUCAAGAUGGGUUGUAAUGAUAUUCUAUAUAGUUAAAAACCUCACAGAGCCUCUAGCAUAGCCACAGACUGAAUACAUUCAAUCGAUAUCCACACUCCCACUAAUAAAAGUGCCCAAUUAGGAAAAAUGCUCCAAAUUAAAAGUGUAUGAGUCCAUUGAUGUUCAUAAAUGUUUAAUAAAGCCAAACACUUAUGAAAACCACAUCGCUGAACGAAGAGCGAGACCAUUUCUGUUAUCUAGAAAGGUCAGUGACCUCGUACAGAUCUGUGCUUCUCCCUGGUGAAACAGAAAAUAGCUUAAUGUAUUAUUUGUUGGUAUAAAUGUGGCUCAGGAGGUUGAGCGGGUCGUCUACUAAUCAGAAGGCUGGCGGUUCAAUUCCCAGCUGCUCGUCAAAGUAUCCUGAACACACCGACACUCCAGUUUGUGUGUGCGUGGAUGUCAGCUUAGAAAAAGCUCUUGUACGAUUAUGUCUUUGAAUGAAUGAAUAAGGCCUAAAAUUAGAUUUGCAUAACAAAAGAUGCGCAGCUUCAUGCAUGAAGGAUGUAUUUGUUUCUUCUGUAUCCCACCACAUAAAAUAUAAUGGAGGUGUUGAGACUGUCAUGGACUUUUUGGUUUAUUUGUAUUUAUCAGUCUGCGAAGCUUCAAGCUUUGGUUCAAGCUCAGCCUGAACCAAAAGCUGCUCUGUCAUGUUUCAGUUUUUAAAAACAGAACGCCGUGUCGAGUUUGCACGUCUUCAAACCACUUGAUGUGUUUUCUUUUAAUUUGUCAACACUGGCGUCAUAGAGUCACUGGACAGAGGUUUGGAUUGUGCAAUGAAAGAUUCACCUGUAAUUUCAGGUGGGCUUUCUAUCGUCACUACUGAUUGCAUUACUGAGCAUCUCUGUAAAGUGCAGGAAGACAGUUUUUCUUUUUUUGUGACUCUGUUGCUUUGGAAUCGAGCGUCGGUUGUGAGCUUGUUUUCUUUUAUGGUUUUUGGGGAGGGUUAUUAAUUAAAUGCUGUCACAGUAUUCAGUGAUUGGUGGGUUUUUCCCCACCACAAACCAGUGUCUCCAAAACGUGUCUGUUUACUCCUUUCUAGAUUCAUGGAGAAAACUAGCUAUUAACUGCCACCAUGUUAUUUUAUUUUUUAUUAAAUUACAUACUGAAAUUUAAGUCCUCUAAAAUAAUUCUUACACUGAGUAAUCAGAAACAUUGCAAUACAACCAAACUCGCUGUCCAUUGUUUUGAAAUAUAGUUUGUGUGUUGUUGUCUGUUGUUCACUUUGAGGCUGUCUGUUGUUUGUGUUGGCCUUCGUGACAUUUUCCCCACCGUAAACGGUAACCAUAAAUAAAAACAAACAAAGUGAUGAAUUCAAACUUCUAUGACUUCAGCAUCCAUUUCAAAUGUUAGAUUUAAUCAUCUCAGCCUUUAUCUACCGAGCAGCAUAGUUUCAGUUUUG